Xyrichtys novacula (pearly razorfish) is the source of this 342-nucleotide messenger RNA. NCBI's taxonomy places the organism in Eukaryota, Metazoa, Chordata, Actinopteri, Labriformes, Labridae. The record is from the annotation of a GenBank genome assembly.
AUGUGUGCUCUCAGGCGCGCAGUUGCCGAGAGUCGCUGUGAUGAUGCUUGGCUCAAACAGCGUAUCCCCGGGAGAGCUACGCAAUCCCUGAAUGCCCAUAGGCUGUAUCAGGUGUCAAUCAUAGAAAACAUGAACCCCCUAAUAACUUUUAAAAACGGAGCUGUACAAAAAAAAGAGGACUUCAUCACAAACCAGUCUUACAAUAACUACAUGUCAACAUCACAAGCAGGGGGGAGAAAAAUUCAUGUUCUGUGUAAUAAAUUUCCAAAGUUUGUCCCCAGCUCCAUAAGCUUUGCUGGUGGAGGCAGGAUUUAUGACCUACACUGUGUGCACAAUUAUUAG